UUGAGCCAGAGACUCAGCCCAGAGUUAGCACAUAAAGUCGGAGUUUCUGCGAUUAAGUAUGGCAUAUUUCCAUCAGAAUAUUAUGAUGAUCCACAUGUUUUGAAAACAAAGUUUUUAACAUAUGAACUCAGUAAUCCAAUAGGAAUAGCUGCAGGAUUUGACAAACAUGGUGAUGCUAUUUUAGGUUUAAGAAACUUGGGUUUUUCGGUAGUAGAAAUAGGUUCAGUUACUCCUGAACCACAACCUGGCAACCCUAAACCUAGAGUAUUCAGAUUACCUGAAGAUAGUGCAGUCAUUAACAGAUAUGGUUUUAAUAGUGAAGGACACAGCGUAGUUUACAAGAAAAUAAAAAAUUUAGAUAAAGCUCUUUUGAAAAAAGGCCUCUUAGGUAUCAAUCUAGGUAAAAAUAAACUUUCUGAUGAUGCUAUUCAAGAUUAUGUCUUGGGAAUAAAUAAAUUUAUUGAUAUUGCAGAUUACUUUGUUAUUAACAUUAGUAGCCCAAAUACUCCAGGUCUAAGGUCAAUGCAGAAAAAAGAUGAAUUAAAAAAUCUUCUGUCAGCUGUUAACAAAACCAGAAAAUCUCAGCAGUCAAAAAACAACCCUCCAUUGCUUUUAAAACUUGCUCCAGAUCUAUCCUUAGAAGAAAUGAAGGAUAUUGUUUCAGUUAUUACUCAGAAGGAAUCUGAAGUCCAAGGGCUUAUUAUUUCUAAUACAACUAUUGAUAGACCAUCACUUAAGAACCAAAAUUUUUCAAGUGAAGUGGGUGGACUAAGUGGAAAACCACUUAAUAAAAAAUCCACAGAAAUGAUUAAAACUAUGUAUAAGUUAACUCAAGGAAAAAUACCUAUAAUUGGUGUUGGUGGAGUCUUCAGUGGUCAAGAUGCUUAUGAUAAAAUUUUGGCUGGUGCCAGUAUAGUGCAAAUAUAUACAGCCUUAAUAUACUUUGGUCCCCCUGUUAUUACUAAAAUUAAAAAAGAACUAGCAGAACUAUUAAAAAAGAAUGGAUAUAACAGUGUAAAUGAAGCUAUUGGCAAAGGGGCUAAAUGA
Messenger RNA from Parnassius apollo (apollo), 1047 nucleotides. The record is from the annotation of a GenBank genome assembly. NCBI's taxonomy places the organism in Eukaryota, Metazoa, Arthropoda, Insecta, Lepidoptera, Papilionidae.